This is a messenger RNA of Gopherus evgoodei (Goodes thornscrub tortoise), 978 nucleotides long. Its product is annotated as acyl-CoA (8-3)-desaturase-like. Gene Ontology annotation, biological process: lipid metabolic process. Gene Ontology annotation, cellular component: membrane. Lineage: Eukaryota; Metazoa; Chordata; Testudines; Testudinidae. The record is from RefSeq and is a predicted model, not a curated record. Gene Ontology annotation, molecular function: oxidoreductase activity, acting on paired donors, with oxidation of a pair of donors resulting in the reduction of molecular oxygen to two molecules of water.
AUGGCGCUGCAGCCAAAACCUGAAGGCAAGGUGGCUAAAAAGAACCCAGAAUCUGGUGUGGGCUCCUACCUGCAGCUCUUCACCUGGGAGGAGACUGAGCUUCACACAGGCCAGGGGCACCCGCAGCAGAAGCAGUUGCUGGUGAUUGACAGGAAGGUCUAUGACAUCAGCCCGUUCUACCAGCAGCAUCCGGGGGGUGCCCAGAUCAUCAGUCAUUACACAGGACAGGAUGCCUUGGAGGCCUUUGUCACAUUCCACAUCAACAAGGCACUGGUGAGAAAAUACAUGAGCUCACUGCUGAUCAGGGAGCAAGCACCAGAUCAAAUCAGCAUGGAGCCCAGCAAAAAUAAACUGCUGGUAGAGGAUUUCUGUGAGCUACGUGCCACCAUCAAGAGGAUGGGACUUCUGAACCCCAACAGCCUCUUCUUCCUGAUUUUCCUGCAAAUUCUGCUGCUAGAGGCUGCCAGCUGUUCAUUCUGGUACUUUGGAACCUCGCUACUACCUUUCUUCAUCUCUGCGAUCCAGACUAACACGGCUACCCCUCUGAUACUUGAGUCUCAAGCUGGGUAUCUGCAACAUGAUUUUGGACACCUCUCGGUAUUCAGCAAGUUCAAAUGGAACCACGUAGUUCAAAAGUUUGUGACAGGCCAACUGUUGCUUGGGAUGAAGAAGAAGACGUUCAUGCCUUACAACCACCAGCACAAGUACUUCUUUGUCAAAAUGCCCCCAUUCCUGUUUCCUGUCUACUUCCAGUACUUUGCAUUCCCCAAGACAAUCCAGAGAAAAGACUGGGUGGACCUGGCCUGGAUGCAGAGUUUCUACAUCCAAUUCUUUGAUAAAAUAUGCUCUGUUCAUGACAAAAAUAGCUUGGUUUUAAGGUCCUCUACAGGCCCUAAAUCUGUUUGGAUUAUUUUAGGUUCUGGAGAGUAUCUGGCUUGUCUGGGUGACUCAAAUGAGCCAUGUCCCAAUGAACAUUGA